This is a messenger RNA of Mytilinidion resinicola, 603 nucleotides long. RefSeq lists its product as uncharacterized. The record is from RefSeq and is a predicted model, not a curated record. NCBI's taxonomy places the organism in Eukaryota, Fungi, Ascomycota, Dothideomycetes, Mytilinidiales, Mytilinidiaceae. The transcript is spliced from 2 exons. The coding region runs from base 1 to 603 and encodes 200 amino acids.
AUGCCUGAUCCUCUUAGCAUCACCACUGGUGUCGUGGGUAUUACUGUCCCAGCCUUACAUGGCAUACGGCUGCUUCUGGAAGACCUAGAACAGUUCAAAAAAGCGUUAAAAACGAUCAAGCGCCUACUAGAAGACGUGCAAUCUGUCGAUACAUCGCUCCAAUUGCUUCAACCUGUCGAGGAAAGAGAAUGGGACCUUCUUGGCGCAAGCGUAGCGGAGGAGUUAAAGAAAACGAUUAGCAGCUGCACGCAAGCAUACAACUCUGUCCGCCAUACCCACAUAACGGAAGAUAUCAAGAAGAUAAUAGCUACAACACAGGCCAAGGUUAAGGAUGCUAUGACUACAACGAAUAAGCAGCUGGUAGUAUCGGAGAGCAAGCUCGAAGAGCUGAACCUCAGCAACGACAACAAGGAAGCGGCUGGGCCUAAAGAAGGCAAAACUAAGGCAUUGCGGCAACUUAAAGAAGAACGCAAAGCGGUAUCUGCAUCACAGAGGCUGCUGGAUGAGCUGCUGUCAAAGACGCAAGAAGACGCUGUUGCCAAAGCUGCCGCGAAGAACCAGGGCAUUUCGACCACAGUGACCAGCGUGACGUUUGGCAAUUAG